CUAAAACAUGCCUCACAGUUGCACGGGACAACGAUCACCAACCCCAUCUAGAAGGCCAAAAAAAGCAAUUUUGAAUAAAACGGGGGACGGCUUCGGUUUGUUUCUUCAGUUUCAGUCUCUCUAUUUACCAGUUCAUCUUCAAAACUUUACUACUUUUCUCUGCAUCUGCAUCUCAACCUGCAUUGAAGCCCGCCUUUAAUCUCUGAACCCUAAUUGCCAAUCUUAUUCUUUUUUCCUAAUUCAGUUUUCAAUCUGACCCGUCAACCAUGAUCAGAUCCUCGUAGAAUCCGAAUGCUGCUUCCAGGUCAAUUCCCAAUCUUUCGUUCAUAUUGCAGUUGAUCCUUGAUCACAAUGUCUUGGGGAUUGGGCUGGAAGAGACCCUCGGAGAUCUUCCGUCUCACGCUCAACUAUGGCACCGAGGAGCCUGCGGAAAUUCCAGGCCACAACUCGUCCUUAUCUCGUUCGUCGUCUGCUUCUUCACAUUCUUCCUCUUCCUCAACACUCUCGCAGGAACAGGAACUUGGGUUUCGUAUUGACCUGGAUUGGUCUGCAUCAGAGGAUGACGAUCAGGUGGCUUUGAAGCUUCAAUCGCAACUCAUGGUGGCGCUGCCGUUGCCACAAGAUUCCGUGGUGGUUGAAUUGAAGCCUGGUGAUCGUGAAAAUGUGGAUUUGGAUAUGAAGGUGGUGAAGAGACGGGAGCCUCUGAAGGCUAUCACAAUGACCAAGGCUAUUGGCUCUGGGCAACAGAGCGAUGGGACUGGAGUAUUGACACGCUUGAUACGGUCCAAUUUGUCUCCCUUAAUGCCCACGAUUGGAGAGGGGAUUGGAGGUUGCGGUGACCAUUGGAGGAGUAUAUCUGUGCUCAGUAUUUGUGGCUGUAACUUGUCGGUAUUUCCGGUAGAGCUUACUCAUUUGUCACAACUUGAGAAGCUUUAUCUUGAUAACAACAAGCUGACAUUCUUGCCAUCUGAGCUUGGUGAUCUGAGAAGAUUACAAGUGCUCAGAGUUGACAACAACAUGCUUGCGUCAGUACCUGCAGUGGAAUUGAGACAGUGUGUUCAGUUGGUGGAAUUGUCGCUGGAACACAACAGGCUUGUUCGACCUCUUCUAGACUUCAGGGCUAUGGCUGAACUACAAGUCCUUAGGUUAUUUGGAAAUCCUCUUGAGUUUCUUCCUGAAAUUUUACCACUCCACAAACUUCGCCACCUUUCUCUUGCAAAUAUCAGGGUUGUGGCAGAUGAAAAUUUAAGAUCAGUAAAUGUGCAAAUAGAGAUGGAAAACAGUUCUUAUUUUAUUGCAUCUAGGCAUAAGUUAAGUGCCUUCUUCUCUCUUAUAUUCCGAUUUUCUUCUUGUCAUCACCCUUUGCUAGCCUCUGCACUUGCAAAGAUAAUGCAAGAUGAAGGAAAUAGAGUGGUUGUUGGUAAAGAUGAGAAUGCAGUGCGGCAGCUUAUAAGCAUGAUCAGUAGUGAUAACCGUCAUGUGGUUGAGCAAGCUUGUUCUGCUCUUUCUGCUCUUGCCUCAAAUAUUCCUGUUGCAUUGCAACUAAUAAAAUCUGAUGUUAUGCAGCCCAUAGAAUCAGUUCUCAAAUCUAUGGGUCGGGAAGAGGUAAUAUCAGUAUUACAACUUGUGGUGAAGCUGGCAUUUAUAUCUGAUACUGUGGCCGAGAAGAUGUUGACAAAAGAUGUAUUGAAAUCAUUAAAAUGUUUAUGUGCCCGAAAAGAUCCGGAGGUACAAAGGCUUGCUCUGUUGGCUAUUGGGAAUUUGGCCUUUUGUCUGGAGAAUCGGCGCAUUCUUGUUUCUUCUGAAAGCUUGCGAGAGCUUCUCCUGCGACUGACGGUUGGUAUGGAUCCACGUGUGAAUAAAGCUGCAGCUCGUGCUUUGGCAAUUCUUGGAGAAAAUGAAAACCUUCGGCGUGCAAUAAGAGGGAGACAAGUGGCAAAGCAAGGACUUCGCAUACUAUCAAUGGAUGGGGGUGGAAUGAAAGGUCUAGCGACUGUGCAAAUUCUAAAGGAAAUUGAAAAGGGAACUGGAAAGAGAAUACAUGAACUGUUUGAUUUAAUAUGUGGCACAUCAACUGGUGGGAUGCUAGCUGUUGCUCUCGGAAUCAAGUUAAUGACUUUGGAAGAAUGUGAAGAUAUAUACAAAAAUCUUGGAAAACUUGUUUUCGCUGAACCUGUGCCCAAGGAUAAUGAAGCUGCAACUUGGAGAGAGAAGUUAGAUCUACUUUAUAAGACUUCGUCGCAGAGUUUUAGAGUUGUUGUUCAUGGAUCAAAACACAGUGCAGAUCAGUUUGAGAGACUGUUAAAGGAAAUGUGUUCUGAUGAAGAUGGGGAUCUAAUGAUAGACUCUGCUGUGAAAAAUGUGCCGAAAGUUUUUGUUGUAUCAACGUUGGUGAGCAUGAUGCCAGCACAGCCUUUCAUAUUCCGUAAUUAUCAGUAUCCUGCUGGAACACCAGAGGUACCUCUCGCAAGUGCAGAGAAUCCAGGGGCCAAUGUAAUAGGGUCACCUACAACGGGUGCUCAAUUUGGCUACAAGCGCAAUGCUUUUAUUGGAAGUUGUAAGCAUGAAGUGUGGCAAGCUAUCAGAGCCUCAUCUGCUGCCCCUUAUUAUCUUGAUGAUUUCUCAGAUGAUGUCAACCGCUGGCAAGAUGGUGCAAUAGUGGCAAACAAUCCUACAAUUUUUGCUAUCAGAGAAGCACAACUUUUGUGGCCUGACACAAAAAUUGACUGUUUAGUUUCAAUAGGGUGUGGUUCUGUUCCUACGAAGUUGCGGAAAGGUGGUUGGCGGUAUCUAGAUACAGGGCAGGUGUUGAUUGAGAGUGCGUGCUCUGUUGAUCGAGUAGAGGAAGCCUUAAGUACAUUGCUACCUAUGAUUCCUGAGAUACAGUAUUUUCGUUUUAAUCCAGUUGAUGAGCGUUGUGAUAUGGAGCUGGAUGAGACAGAUCCAAUGGUCUGGAAGAAGUUGGAAGUUGCAGUUGAUGAAUAUAUUCUAAAGAAUAACCAAGAAUUUCGAAAUGCCUGUGAGAGACUGCUUCUACCUUUCCAACAUGAAGAGAAGUGGUCAGAGAAUCUUAAAUCUAAAGUGAAGACAAAAGAGGGUGCUAGUGGCCCCACUUUAGGUUGGAGGCGUAAUGUACUACUUGUUGAAGCUUCACAAAGUCCAGAUUCCGGCAGAGCGGUGCACCAUGCCCGGGCACUUGAAUCAUUUUGUGCUCGUAAUGCAAUACGAUUAUCCGUUAUGCAGGGAUUUUCUGGGAAUGUGAAGACAGUGCCAGGAACAUCAUUGCCAACGCCAUUUGCAUCACCUCUGUUUGGAAGCUUUCCAUCAAGUCCACAUGUAUAUAGUCCUGAUAUUGGUCAAAGGAUUGGACGAAUUGAUCUGGUCCCACCUUUAAGUUUAGAUGGUCAACUAGGAAAGGCAGUUGCUUCACCUCCAAUAUCUCCUCGAGGACUUAGACAGCUUUCUCUGCCAGUCCGAUUGUUGCACGAGAAACUGCAGAACUCUCCACAAGUGGGUGUCAUACAUUUGGCUCUUCAGAAUGACUCAGAUGGCUUAAUUAUGAGUUGGCACAAUGAUGUAUUUGUGGUGGCCGAACCUGGAGAGCUUGCUGAAAAAUUUCUCCAGAAUGUAAAAUUCAGUUUAUUGUCAACAAUGAGGAGCCAUCGCAGAAAAGGCGCAUCACUCCUUGCCAAUAUCUCUACUGUUGCUGAUUUAGUUGCUUUCAAGCCUUAUUUCCAAAUUGGAGGCAUUGUUCAUCGUUAUCUAGGCCGUCAAACCAUAGUUAUGGAAGAUGAUGAAGAAAUUGCAUCAUACAUGUUUCGUAGGACAGUCCCCUCUGUGCACGUAACACUUGAUGAUGUUCGAUUGAUGGUUGGAGCAUGGAGAGACAGGAUCAUAAUAUGCACGGGGACUCUGGGACCUGCUUCAACUCUUAUUAAGGCCUUUCUGGACAAUGGUGCCAAAGCUGUGAUAUGUCCAUCAAGUGAACCCAAGGAGUCUCAGAUGACAUCCCUUGAUGGUGCCGGUUGGGAGGUGAAUGUAUCGGAAAAUAGCAAGUUUGAGAUCGGAGAGGAUGAUGCAGAAGAUGAGAACGAACCUGCCAGUCCUCUAAGUGAUUGGGAAGAUAUCGACAAUGAGAAAAAUUUGGACCGGAAUGUUUGCUUUUGGGAGGAUGAUGAGGAAGAAGUGUCACAAUUUGUAUGUCAGUUGUAUGAUUCCUUGUACCGGGAGGGUGCUAGCGUCAAUGUUGCUCUGCAACACGCUCUUUCCUCACAUCGAAGAUUGGGGUAUGUGUGCCAUCUCCCCACCAUACAAUAAUUUGAUUACUUCAUCUUUACAGUCUACACAUAAAUUAGGAAAACAAGAAACAGAAAACAAAACUAGAGGGGGAGAGGGGGAGUUUACGACAGAAAGAUAGGAAGCAAGAGAAGGAACGUGUUUAUAUGAGGGAGUUGCAUUGGAUAUCCAAAUUUUGAGGCUGACUAAUACAUUUAUCUUCUGAUGAUCAUUGAUUUAUGAAAUAGAAAUUGAUUAGUCUA
Messenger RNA from Prosopis cineraria, 4538 nucleotides. Its product is annotated as phospholipase A I-like. Gene Ontology annotation, cellular component: membrane. The coding region runs from base 352 to 4317 and encodes 1321 amino acids. The transcript has 18 exons. NCBI's taxonomy places the organism in Eukaryota, Viridiplantae, Streptophyta, Magnoliopsida, Fabales, Fabaceae. Gene Ontology annotation, biological process: fatty acid metabolic process. The record is from RefSeq and is a predicted model, not a curated record. Gene Ontology annotation, molecular function: protein binding; glycerophospholipase activity.